Molecule: messenger RNA, 1464 nt
Organism: Culex pipiens pallens (northern house mosquito)
Lineage: Eukaryota; Metazoa; Arthropoda; Insecta; Diptera; Culicidae
Exons: 4
Coding region: 1-1464 (487 amino acids)
Molecular function (GO): catalytic activity
Source: RefSeq, a predicted model, not a curated record
AUGGCUGUUGGAGAUAACUGGUUUUUGGCAGUGGACGUGAAAAGCUCAGCACUCAACGGAAUCUACGGAGGAAUUUAUCAUUCACCUAGCAGCAGUGACACGGAGUUUAUUGACAGCUACGAAGAAUGGCUAAGAAGUGUGUUCGCGGAUGAAAGAAGGAAUGUAUUCGUCGGUGACUUCAACAUUCGAUGGAAUGAACCAGGGUGUUCCAGAGAGCUAAAGAACGUUGCAGAUGCUAUGGGAAUGAGGCAGAUUGUUUUGGAACCAACGCGCGUCGGACCGACAAGCAGCAACAUCAUUGAUCUCGUCUUCACCAACAUGGAGAAUGCAGAAGCACGUGUUGUUGAAGAACUGAAAGUGUCUGACCAUGAGACAAUCAGUAUCGCGAUUGGGAAUGACACAAUCAAUCUUCCGGAGCGAGAGGAAUCGUAUGUAAGCUGGAAGCGGUACUCCAAGGACAAGCUGCAAGAAAUUCUUCGAAAAAACAGGAGCAGUAACAGCAGGAUAGAUGAGACAAUUGGAGAAGCAUCGCGUAACUUCAGCACAAAUCUGGUGUCCGCUGUUGAAAGUUUAGUCGAUGUUCGCUGCUGUAGACGCACAGAAACAAGUGACUGGUACACUGAUCAUCUGAGGGCUAUGAAGAAUGAACGGGACGACGCGUACCGGCAAUAUAGGUGUACAAAAUCUGUUCCAGCGCUGGAGAAGUACAAGCUGUUGAGGAACGCUUACGUCCGGGGUCUGAAACAGGCGAAAAAUCAGUCGGUUGAGGAAGAAAUCAGAAGCUGUCAUGGAGAUUCUAAGAAGCUAUGGAGAUGUUUGAAAUCGCUGAUUCAGCCCGGAGGAAAGCAGCAUGCAGAAAUCGUCUUUGGAACCGGCUGCAGCGAUGCAGAAACAGCAAGGCGUCUAAACAACUUCUUUGUGGACAGCGUAGAAGAGAUUCAUGCGAAGAUUCCGCCUCCAUCAGUAGUUCCAGUAGCAGUGCAGGAAGAGCCAGAAGAGUCGCUGUACGAAUUCCAACAAGUCACCAUGGCCAAACUCAAGGAUACCGUUCGAUCGCUAAAAGACUGUGCUGGUGUCGACAACGUGACAAAGCGUGUUCCGAAAUCAACGCGUCCGGAAGAUCACAGACCCAUCAACAUGUUGCCGCUGUACGAGAAGGUCAUAGAAACGAUUGUGAAAGAGCAGCUGACGGCGUUUGUGGAUCGAGUGGGAGUACUAGUUGAGGAGCAAUCUGGUUUUCGGAGACAUCAUUCUUGCAGUUUUGCAUCGUUGCGGAAUACGUGGUACAGCUUUGAGGUGGCUAAGCAGCCGAGUACAAGUGACAAGGUACAACAGCGCAACAUCGCCCGCUACGGAGGAUACAACCUGUUUAAUCAACUCCCCGACGAAGCUAAGCUCACCAGCAACAUCAACGAGUUCAAGAGGCACUGCAAGACUUUCGUUUUACGAAGACCACUGGAGUAG